Ictalurus punctatus (channel catfish) is the source of this 2931-nucleotide messenger RNA. RefSeq names its product putative golgin subfamily A member 6-like protein 3. The record is from RefSeq and is a predicted model, not a curated record. Gene Ontology annotation, biological process: regulation of transcription by RNA polymerase II. The transcript is spliced from 6 exons. NCBI's taxonomy places the organism in Eukaryota, Metazoa, Chordata, Actinopteri, Siluriformes, Ictaluridae. Gene Ontology annotation, molecular function: DNA-binding transcription factor activity, RNA polymerase II-specific; RNA polymerase II cis-regulatory region sequence-specific DNA binding. The coding region runs from base 223 to 1173 and encodes 316 amino acids.
UUUAUAUAUACAAUAUACUGUAUAUAAUAAUACAAGACCGGUUUAGGGUCUUGCCGAAAGAAAUUUGGAACGCUUGUGACUUCUAGAUUGUUGGAAUGGUGUUGCUAUGCAACAUGCCCUGAUCUGCCUUGCCUCUGUGACGUCAGAGGACGCGGAGCUUUCAGACAUUCACUGAACUUUGUGCGAUUAAGGCGAUUAUUGUAGUUCUGAUCAAGAGAGAAAAUGAAUAAGUUUUUGAGUGCACUUGACACUAGUGUUGCGGACGCUCCUCUGCGCCCCCUGCUGUACACGGCCGGAGCUGCAGCCACCGCAGCCGGUAUUUACUAUUAUGUUAAACGAGAUGGAAAAACAACAACAUCGGACUCCGAGGUCACAACUGAAGACCCAGUGUGUGACUGGGCCACGGAACCGGCUCUGCUCCAACCCAUGGAGGUUCCUCUGGACCAGGUCACGAACGCUGUGACUGAGGCUGAGGAGAAGAUUCAGAAGCUUGUGAUGUCCAAUACUCAGCUGGAGGAGAGAGUGAGGGAGCUAGAGGAACUGCUCUGUGAGGCACGCAGAGAUGGCAUGAAAAGCAAGGCUUCACAGGCGGAAGCAGAGGAGAAACACCAGAAGGCUGAGGAGACCAUUACUCAGCUGGAGGAGGAGAAGUCCGACCUGACCAAGCAGGUGGAGUCACUGCUAGAGACAGUGCAGAACCGGGGGCACCUGCUCUCUGAGACUCACAGGGAGUGUGAAACACUGCUAAUGAAUGGGUGUGAGCGAGAUCAGGAGGCUGACAGCAUCCUCCAGGUGGAGAACAAGAAGAUGAAGAAGACCCUGAUGGACAAGGAGGAGUUACUUAAGGUGUUCUUGAUUGAAGCUGAGGAGAAACACCAGAAGGCUCUGGAGACCAUUGCUCAGCUGGAGGUGGACAAGUCUGACCUGACCAAGCAGCUAGAGACAUUGCAGGACAUGUGGAUCCUGCUAGGUGAGGCUCACAGGGAGUGUGACAAGCUGAAGGCUGAGGAGACCAUGUUGUCUCAGCUGGAGGUGGUGAAGUCUGACCAGAAAGACCAGGUCUCACACGGAAUAGUGCAGAACAUGGAGCACCUGCUAACUGCUUUUAUUUUAAUUUUAUUUUUUUUAUCAUUAUUUAUUAUUAGAACAAAAUGUUUGAGUUCAACAACAUAAAUAAAUACAGGAGAAACAAAACAAUAAACCAAAAACAAACAAAACAGGUAUUGCAUGUGAUUAUGUGAAGUGUAGGUGUGAGGUUGUGUGCAUGUACAUCUCUAUUCAGUAUAUAUGUAAAUAUAUAUGUAAGGCAAGCUGUAGAAUAAAGAGUAGAGAUGGGAGAAAAAAGAAAAAUGUAUGUAUUUACAAUAUAAACUACAGGGGGGGAAACAAAAAAAAAAGAAUAAAUAAAUAAAGGGAGGAGGCAUACCGAGUUGAUACAGGAACAGGCCACCAUUCAGGGGAAUCGGAGUAGGACAGUAGGGCAGUACAAUAGGGUAGGACAAUAGGGUAGGACAGUAGGUUAGGACAAUAGGGCAGGACAGUAGGGUAGGACAAUAAGGUAGGACAGAAGAGCGGGACAGAAGAGUGGGACAGUAGGGCAGGACAGUAGGGUAGGACAAUAGGGUAGGACAGAAGAGCGGGACAGUAGGGUAGGACAGUAUGGCAGGACAAUAGGGUAGGACAGAAGAGCGGGACAGUAGGGUAGGACAGUAUGGCAGGACAUUAGGGCAGGACAAUAGGGUAGGACAGUAGGGCAGUACAAUAGGGUAGGACAUGGUAGGACAAUAGGGUAGGACAGUAGGGUAGGACAAUAGGGCAUGACAGUAGGGUAGGACAAUAAGGUAGGACAGAAGAGUGGGACAGAAGAGUGGGACAGUAGGGCAGGAUAGUAGGGUAGGACAAUAGGGUAGGACAGAAGAGUGGGACAGUAGGGCAGGACAGUAGGGUAGGACAAUAGGGUAGGACAGAAGAGCAGGACAGUAGGGUAGGACAGUAUGGCAGGACAUUAGGGCAGGACAAUAGGGUAGGACAGUAGGGCAGUACAAUAGGGUAGGACAUGGUAGGACAAUAGGGUAGGACAGUAGGGUAGGACAAUAGGGCAGGACAGUAGGGUAGGACAAUAGGGUAGGACAGUAUGGCAGGACAAUAGGGUAGGACAGUAUGGCAGGACAAUAGGGUAGGACAGUAUGGCAGGACAAUAGGGUAGGACAAUAGGGCAGGACAAUAGGGUAGGACAAAAAGGUAGGACAGUAUGGCAGGACAAUAGGGCAGGACAAUAGGGUAAGACAAUAGGGUAAGACAGUAGGGCAGGACAGUAGGGCAGGACAGUAGGGUAGGACAGUAAGGUAGGACAGUAUGGCAGGACAGUAGGGCACCCCAGCCAGGAACCAGCACUCGGAUGCAUCUUCAGGACCGAGACCAGCUUGCCUGUGGCCUGCAUGUUACCCUCAAACCCCACCGGGGAACGCCAUCCCACUGGACAAUCUCCUUCAAAAACCUCUCCCAAACCCCGCGGGGGGAGUCAGGCCACCAGGGAGUCAGUGCAGUCAAUAUCCUGCUGUCCAAGUCAGGAGAACUGACCCACCACACAGUCCCCUCCAAGACCCCUCCCAAACCCCACAGGGGGACACUGUCUCACUGUGCAUCAGGGACUGCUUAGGACCUCCAGUCCGGAUGCGUAUCUCACGAUUAUUCAUUUAUCUAAACACUGUACUCUGGGGGAAAAGAAAAAAAGAGAAAAAGAGGGAAACAAACAGAUAAAAACAUAAAUAAAAUGUAUGAAAAAAGUGGUCUGUAAGUCUGUAGUUUAUAGAUGUGUGUUUAAUAGAUAUGUAUAAAUGUGUUGUAUAGUAAGUCUGUAGUUUUAUAAACAUGAUCUAUUAUUAGAUAAUAGUAGGUUAUAAAUAUAAUUAUGAUAUGAUAUUACAGUUA